AUGCCGCUGCGGGAACAGCAACGAGAAUACCACAACAGGGAACAGCAACAAAAAGGCCGCGCAGAGAACAUCAUAGAGAUAUGCCGCUGCUGGAACAGCAACAUAGGAGCACUGCCUGACAGCUGUGUUCCUGAGCACCAUGGCCCGCCUCUCAGCUAUGUUGCUGCCAGUCUGCUGUCACGGCGUGUAACCUACAACAGGAGGAACCGCGUCUCUGUUGCCUUGUACCCCUCCCCCCCAGCUUAUAGCGUGGUGCCACCAGAGAUCAGUGAACUAGCCUGCCAGCAGUGCCACCAGAGAUCAGUAACCAGCCCGCCACAGUGCCACCAGAGAUCAGUGAACUGCCCCGCCAGCAGUGCCACCAGGAUCAGGAACCAGCCCGCCACAGUGCCAUCAGAGAUCAGUGAACUACCCCGCCACAUGCCACCAGAGACCAGUGAACUAGCUCGCCACAGUGCCACCAGAGAUCAGUGCGAACUACCCCGCCACAGCCACCAGAGACUGGUGAACUACUUCCCGCUGCCAGUGCUGCCACCAGAGAUCAGUGAACUGGGAUUCGCCACAGUGCCACCAGAGAUCAAAUGCUACCAGAAGAGAUCAGUGAACUACCCUGCCAUGCCAUCAGAGACAGUGAACUACUCCCGGCCAAGAAAGUGCCACCAGAGAUCAGUGAACUACCCCGCCACAGUGCCACCAGAGAUCAGGGUGCCACCAGAGACCAGUGAACUGAUUCCGCCACAGUGCUGCUACCCAGAGAUCAGUGAACUAGCCUUGCCACAGUGCUACCAGAGAUCAGUGAACUACUCCUGCCACAGUGCCACCAGAGAUCAGUGUGAACUACCCCUGCCACAGUGCCACCAGAGACUGGUGCCACCAGAGAUCAGUGUGAACUACCCUGCCACAGUGCCAUCAGAGAUCAGUGAACUAGCCCGCCACAGUGCCACCAGAGACCAGGAACUACCCCGCCAGUGCCAACAGAGAUCAUGCCACCUAGAGAUCAGUGAAUCACCCCUGCCAGUGCCACCCAGAGACUGCGUGAACUACCCCGCUGCUGGAAAAGCACCAGAGAUCGCGGAAUCACUCCCCGCCACAGUGCUACCAGAGAUCAGUGAAUCACCCCGCCACAGUGCCAUAUCAGAGAUCAGUGAACUACCCCGCCACAGUGCCACCAGAGAUCAUGCCACCAGAGAUCAGUGGAACUCCCCGCCACAGUGCUGCUACCAGAGAUCAGUGAACUACCCGCCACAGUGCUACUCAGAGAUCAGUGAACUACCCCGCCACAGUGCCACCAGAGAUCGUGAACUACCCCGCCACAGUGCUACCUCAGAGAUCAGUGAACUACCCCUGCCACAGUGCCAUCAGAGAUCAUGCUGCCACCAGAGAUCAGUGAACUACCCCGCCACAGUGCGCUACCAGAGAUCAGUGAACUACCCCUGCCACAGUGCCAUCAGAGAUCAGAACUACUCCCGCCGCCAGUGCCACCAGAGAUCAGUGCACCUGGCCUUGCCACAGUGCCACCAGAGAUCAGCAACUACCCGCCACAGUGCCACCAGAGAUCAUGCCACCAGAGAUCGUGAACUACUCCCGCCACAGUGCCACCAGAGAUCAGUGAACUACCCCACAGUGCUACCAGAGAUCAGUGAACUACCCCGCGCUACAGUGCCAUCAGAGAUCAGUGAACUACCCGCCACAGUGCUACCAGAGAUCAGUGAACUACCCCGCCACAGUGCCACCAGAGAUCAUGCCACCAGAGAUCAGCAACCAGCCCGCCACAGUGCCACACCAGAGAUCAGUGACCCAGCCCGCCACAGUGCCACCCAGAGAUCAGUGACUCCACCCCGCCACAGUGCUACCAGAGAUCAGCGUGAACCACCUGCCACAGUGCCACCAGAGAUCAUGCUGCCACCAGAGAUCAGUGAAUCAUUCUGCCACAGUGCCACCACAGAGAUCAGUGAACUACCCCGCCACAGUGUCACCAGAGACUGUGUGAACUACCCCGCCACAGUGCCACCAGAGAUCAGUGAACUACCCCGCCACAGUGCCACCCAGAGAUCAGUGUGA
Homarus americanus (American lobster) is the source of this 2061-nucleotide messenger RNA. RefSeq lists its product as uncharacterized. NCBI's taxonomy places the organism in Eukaryota, Metazoa, Arthropoda, Malacostraca, Decapoda, Nephropidae. Bases 1 to 2061 code for a protein of 686 amino acids. The record is from RefSeq and is a predicted model, not a curated record. The transcript is spliced from 13 exons.